Messenger RNA from Xyrauchen texanus (razorback sucker), 1895 nucleotides. Its product is annotated as regulator of G-protein signaling 7-binding protein A-like. Gene Ontology annotation, biological process: G protein-coupled receptor signaling pathway. The transcript has 6 exons. The record is from RefSeq and is a predicted model, not a curated record. Bases 443 to 1189 code for a protein of 248 amino acids. Gene Ontology annotation, cellular component: nucleus; postsynapse; neuron projection. Lineage: Eukaryota; Metazoa; Chordata; Actinopteri; Cypriniformes; Catostomidae.
UUAGUUAUCCUUCUGCAACAUAGCCUACUCUCAACAAAUGGCAAACAGAGUUUAGAACUGCAACUCGCAAUACAUUUUAUUUCGAGUAGUCGUCAUUGACGUGCGGAAUUGCGUUGUGUCCACACGUAGCUAUUAAGAUCCAUCCGCUGAAGACUGCACGGGGCAUAUCUGACAAACAUGUUUGCAUGCGGGUCUUUGUUAUCGCUACGUUUCUCUCUGCUGAAGAAGACGAAUCCCUGCAAGAACACUUCAGAAGAAGAUUCGGCUCCCUGCUGAAGUGAAUAAAGGUGACUCGUCUUGUGCGUCGUGGCAAUGCGGAGAUAAUUCAGGAGCGAGAUAUGGGUAGACCAAUCAAUUGAGUUAUAAAUAAAAAACGCAAGUGGGAGUAAAUUGAUUAAUCAGCAUUUUAUAUCAGGACAGUUUCUUCACUUGAUGUGUAUGCAUGAGUUCUGCACCGAAUGGGCGCAAAAACCGCCACAGAACUGCCGGGACCAUUUUCCAGAUCUGCAAUAAGCCCCCGGCGCCCAGAGAGUCGGAGCGCAGGGAGAGCAGCGAAGCGCUCCGCGGCGUAGCGGACUGCAGAAUGGUUGUCCAGGAGUUCAAUACCCUUGUGGCCCUCUAUAGGGAGUUGGUAAUCUCUAUUGGAGAGAUUUCCACUGAUUGUCCCUCUCUUCGUGCUGAAAUGCACAAGACGCGCACGAAAGGGUGUGAGAUGGCACGGACUGCACAUCAAAACCUUUCCGCAAUAUCAGGCCCCGAGGAUGGAGAAAUACAUCCAGAGAUCUGCCGUCUCUUUAUCCAGCUGCAGUGCUGUUUGGACAUGUACCUGACAGAGCUGCUUAAGUCAGUGUGCCUGCUGGGAUCCCUGCAGCUCCACAGAAAAGAAAAACAUUAUUUAGGUACAACUAAGGUGGACAGUAAAGAGGACAGCUCUGACAUCCCUAUCAUUGAAGACACUUCCUCCACUCCACAGGACUGUUCGCAGACAUUCUACCUGGUGGCCUCAGACAUGGAGGACAUUGAGAGGGACAUGACCGAUAUGAAAAAUCUGCUUAGCAAACUCAGGGAGACGAUGCCUUUACCACUGAAGAACCAAGAUGACAGCAGUUUGUUGAAUCUGACGCCAUACCCCUUGGGCAGGCAGAGAAAGAGGCGUUUCUUUGGCCUCUGUUGUCUGGUGUCCAACUAAAAGCUCUCUCCCAGAAACCAGUUACAAAUGACUGCAUUUCCUCACAAUGUGUGACAUUCACCAAUCAACAUUACUACUGCCAUUUCCCAAAUCAGUGCUUUCUUUUGGUGAGUUCUGUCCAAAUUCCUACUCCUAUGUGAAUAAAUAGUAACAUCUGUGUGACAUCAGUAGUCAAAAAAUAUAUUAUUCAAUACAACAGAUUUUCAUUUUUAAGUGACUGUAUGUUCGUCCACAUUAUGUUUAGUAAAGAGAAUGGUUUAUAAAGUAUCAAUAACUACUGUUUGUCCUGUUCCAUUGCUUUUGCGGAGUGUGACACAAUCCAGUUUCUAUCGCAUUAUCACAAAAUUCAUGUACUGUGCUUUUUUUGUCAAGACGGCCGUUGUAAUGAUGCAAAUUAGGUUUCAAAGGUUGCAAUACAAUACAGAGGUUACAAUGGAUACUUUAUGACAUAUGUAAGUUUUGAUGCUAAACAUUUAUGCUUAAUUUGCAUUAGCUCAUUAUCAACACAAAGCAAUUCAGCACAACAUGAGGGAACGUGGUAUCUGUUGAUUUCUUUUUCUGAUUUUUAUUUUAUUUUUGGCUGUUACCACGCUUUACUACAGUAUUAUUUAGUCUUCCAUAUACCAAAAAUCCUGUAACUUUUCUCUGUUUGAUUCAGCCUUUAGGAGAAUAAAAUACCUGAAGAAGCCUUUGUAAAUAAAGAAUA